AUGGAUGAUCUUUACGAUGAGUUCGGUAAUUAUAUCGGAGACGGCGCAGAGUCAGACGAAGGAUCGGAGGUCGAAAAUGGCAAGCCCCAGGGCUUCGCGUUUGAUGAAGCUUUCGAGGAAGAGGAGGAUGAGGACAUUAAUGGGGCUAACGACCAGCAAUUGAUGGAGGUUGAUGCUGCUCCAGAGACGACUUCAAACGCCGUUGUUCUACAUGAAGAUAAGCAAUACUAUCCUACAGCUCAGCAGGUAUACGGUGCAGAUGUCGAGACUUUGGUCCAAGAAGAAGACGCCCAGCCUUUAUCGGAGCCGAUUAUUGCUCCUGUCGAGCAGAAAAAAUUCGCGAUCGAAGAAUCUGCCUUGCCGCCUGUUCAUUUCUCGAGAGAAUUUAUGACAGAUAUGCUGAAUUUCCCUGAAAACAUCCGCAACAUUGCAAUUGCUGGUCAUCUUCACCAUGGCAAAACCGCUUUUAUGGAUAUGCUCGUGGUACAAACCCACGACUUGUCAGAGCGUUUGGAGAAGAGAUCAGGCAGACGCAAAGAGGAACAAUUGCGAUACACCGAUACGCAUUUCUUGGAAAGAGAACGAGGCCUCUCGAUCAAGUCCGCGCCUAUGAGCUUGGUUCUGCAGGGGACCAAGGGCAAGUCACAUCUUUUCAACAUUAUAGACACUCCAGGACAUGUAAACUUCGUGGACGAGGUAGCUUCCUCGCUACGCCUGGCAGACGGUGUUGUGCUGGUCGUCGAUGUUGUUGAAGGAGUACAAACAAACACCAAAAAGAUCAUUGAGCAUGCAGUUCUAGAGGAUCUUCCCUUGACGUUGGUCGUGAACAAAAUGGAUCGGCUCAUCCUAGAACUCAAACUUCCUCCUAAUGAUGCAUACUUCAAAUUAAAACACGUCAUUGAGGAAGUGAAUACAGUCAUUGAGAGCGUGUUGCCUGGUCAGGGCGAGAAGAGGCGGGUAAGCCCAGAAUUAGAAAAUGUUGCCUUUGCUUGCGCAUCAAUGGGCUGGUGCUUUACUCUGCAGUCAUUCUCCAGAAUGUAUGCAGAUACCUACCCUCAGAUCGACACUGCUGAAUUUGCACGGCGUCUCUGGGGCGAUAUCUUCUUCAAUCCUCGCAGUCGGAAAUUUUCGCGAAAAGGGAUGGAAGAAAACUCUCAACGAAGCUUCGUGAAGUUUGUCCUUGAGCCGGUCUACAAGCUUUACUCUCAUACUAUGAGUGAAAGCCCGCAAGAUUUGAAGGAGACCCUAGCUAGUGUGGGCAUCAACCUGAAAUCGUCAGAGCUCAAGUCAGAUGCAAAGACGCUUCUCAAUCUCGUCUGUGGACAGUUCUUUGGGACCGCAGCAGGAUUUGUUGAUAUGGUCGUACGACACAUCCCUUCUCCAGUGGAUGGCGCCCAGAAGAAGCUUGACCAUUACUAUACCGGACCUCUUGACACUAAAGUGACUGCUGCGAUGGCUGCUUGUGAUCAAGACGGUCCACUUGUCGUUCAAAUCACCAAGCUGUUUAGCACCACAGAUGCUACUCGCUUCAAUGCAUUCGGGAGGAUCAUGAGCGGAACGGCUCGACCAGGUCAGCAGGUUCGAGUCUUGGGCGAGAACUAUUCUCCAGAUGAUGACGAAGACAUGGUCAUUGCAACCAUUUCCGAUACAUGGAUCGCCGAAACAAGGUACAAUAUUCCUACCAGCGGCGUUCCGGCGGGGAAUUGGGUUCUGCUAGGUGGGAUAGAUAAUUCCAUCGUCAAAACCGCAACUAUCGUGCCUCUCAAACUCGAGGAUAACGAAGAUGCUCACAUAUUCAAGCCCAUUCGGCAUAUCACAGAAUCUGUCUUCAAAGUGGCAGUUGAGCCGGUGAAUCCAUCUGAAUUGCCCAAGAUGCUGGAAGGCCUGCGCAAAGUCAACAAGAGCUAUCCUUUGAUCUCCACGAAAGUCGAAGAAUCGGGUGAACACGUGGUUCUGGGAACAGGCGAGCUUUAUAUGGAUUGCGUUCUGCAUGACCUACGAAAACUGUAUUCCGAGAUGGAAAUCAAGGUGUCGGACCCUGUGACCCGCUUUUGUGAGACUGUGGUCGAGACUUCGGCUAUCAUGUGUUACUCGAUCACACCAAAUAAGAAGAACAAGAUCACCAUGAUUGCAGAACCACUGGAUGAUGGUAUUGGCGAAGACAUCGAGAGCGGUCGCGUAAGCAUCAAGGAUCCGAUUCGGAAAGUGGCAAAGUUCUUUGAAGAGAAGUACGACUGGGACAAACUCGCCGCGAGAAGCAUCUGGGCAUUUGGCCCGGAUGAGAUGGGACCUAAUAUCUUGCAGGAUGAUACACUGCCUUCACAGGUUGACAAGAAGCUGUUAAGUACAGUCAGAGACACAAUUGCCCAGGGCUUUAGCUGGGGGACAAGGGAAGGGCCUCUUUGCGAAGAACGGACUAGAGGACUGUUCUUUUUGUGUGUUGGACUGACCAAGUCAGCGAUCCGGAAUGCGAAAUUUAAGCUCACGGAUAUCACCCUUGCCGAUCAAGCCAUUUAUAGAGGAGGCGGUCAGAUCAUUCCUACGGCUAGACGAGCUGUUUACUCAUCUUUCCUCAUGGCAUCUCCACGUUUGAUGGAGCCUAUCUAUUCUUGCACGAUGACAGGGCCUGCGGACGCUGUUGCCUCCGUGUACACCGUUCUAUCCCGCAGAAGAGGCCAUGUCCUUUCUGAUGGACCAAUUGCCGGCACUCCCCUCUAUUCCGUUCACGGGCUAAUUCCAGUGAUCGACUCGUUCGGCUUCGAAACUGACCUUCGAAUCCACACUCAAGGCCAGGCAACCGUAAGCUUGGUCUUCGACAAAUGGAAUAUUGUUCCAGGCAACCCGCUAGAUCGGGACAUCAAACUCAAGCCGUUAGAGAUGGCACCUGCCAUGUCCACUGCUCGGGAUUUUGUGUUGAAAACCAGACGGCGAAAGGGUCUUGCGGAAGACAUCACCGUGAGUAAAUUCCUGGAGCCGGAACUUUGGAAGGGCUUGAACGAAAGCGGAAUUUUGGAUGUAUAA
Penicilliopsis zonata CBS 506.65 is the source of this 3021-nucleotide messenger RNA. RefSeq lists its product as hypothetical. Bases 1 to 3021 code for a protein of 1006 amino acids. Gene Ontology annotation, cellular component: U4/U6 x U5 tri-snRNP complex; cytosol; U2-type catalytic step 2 spliceosome. Lineage: Eukaryota; Fungi; Ascomycota; Eurotiomycetes; Eurotiales; Aspergillaceae. The record is from RefSeq and is a predicted model, not a curated record. Gene Ontology annotation, biological process: mRNA splicing, via spliceosome. Gene Ontology annotation, molecular function: GTPase activity; GTP binding; U5 snRNA binding. The transcript has 4 exons.